AUGCCUUUUCUCCUGUCUUUCCCUACUGCCAUCUUUCUUCUUCUCAUUCCUGGAGUUUUUCCAGAAUCCCGUAAGGGAAUUAUAGGAGGAAGCGAAGUGGCACCUCAUGCGAGACCCUACAUGGCUCUCAUCAAAGGGCUGGUGAUCUGCUCGGGGGCUUUGAUCAAAGAAAACUGGGUGCUGACGGCUGCUCACUGUGACCUGAAGGGAAACACCCAAAUUAUUCUUGGGGCCCAUUCUGCAUCCCAUAAAGAGAAACUUGAACAAGUAUUUUCCAUUAGAAAGGCAAUUUCCUUUCCAUGUUAUGACCCACAGUCAUUUGAAGGAGAUCUUCAACUUCUUCAGCUGGACCGUAAAGCAGUUAGAACCAAAGCUGUAGAAAUACUUCACCUACCCAAAACAGGAGAGGAUGUCAAACCCCACACCAAGUGUCGUGUGGCAGGAUGGGGAAGUACCAAAAAAGACUCAUGCAAAGUUUCAAAUAUUUUGAAAGAAGUCAACAUCACCGUGAUAGACCGAAAAAUAUGCAAUAAUGCAGAGCAUUACAAUUUCAAGCCGGUUAUUUCAAACAGCAUGAUCUGUGCUGGCGGAAAAACAGGCGAAGACGAUUCAUGUGAAGGGGAUUCUGGAAGUCCUCUGAUAUGUGAUAACAUUUUCAGGGGUGUCACCUCCUUUGGGAAGUGUGGUGACCCCACAAAACCUGGCAUCUACAUUCUCCUUACAAAUAAACAUCUCGAAUGGAUAAGGAGAACCAUUACAGGAGACAUAUGACAUCCUUUCUUCAAAAAAGACAACUGAGGUAACCACCAGAUGUCAAAUGGGGUUUAAACUUGAUUUCAACAACCGUCACAAGUGAUAGCCCAUCUGAAACAGUCAUCAAUAAAGAAACAGCUUCCUGCUUCCACUCCUAUGUGAUCACUAAGACUGCAGCUUCCCACUAUUUUCUAUCCAUGGCCAAAGAUGCCCCUCAAGAAAAGUUCUUCAAUUCAGGAACCCUUUGCUUUAUUCAAAAUUUGAGGACUGUCACUUUGUUUGCUGUGAAAAAGCAGCAGAUUCCAGGAAAAGAAUGGUCUUCAUCCUUCUAAAUGCAGUUCCAAAAUAUCUGUGGCCCUUAGAAUUCAGACUUCUAUUCAGAGGAGAGAUGGAGAUUUUACUUCUUACUAUAGACUUCUGUAUAUUUUAAUUUUUACAAAAAAAUGAGUCAUAAAGAAUAAGAAAGAUUCUAUGUGUGAUUUAGAUAUUUAGAAAAUUUAAAGUUUGAGGCUAGGGCCAUUUCGUGACAACCUGAUCAUUUAUUAAUUACAAGUGGACUGAAGUUUCGUAUGCUAAUAGGACUCAGGUGAGACAGCAAGUGAUGAGCAUUUUGCCAAAUUAUACAACCAAGCACUAAGCAAGUUCAAUGCUGUGCUUAAUAAAUUGUGAUAUGUGACAAAGAAAAUAGCUUCUUUUAUCAUCUACUAUUGAUAUCUCACCUUUUUAUUCUGCUUUUUCUCUAAAGAGCUCAAUUAUAAUAAAAGCAUU
Messenger RNA from Castor canadensis (American beaver), 1521 nucleotides. Its product is annotated as granzyme A-like. Gene Ontology annotation, biological process: proteolysis; positive regulation of apoptotic process; negative regulation of oxidoreductase activity. Lineage: Eukaryota; Metazoa; Chordata; Mammalia; Rodentia; Castoridae. The record is from RefSeq and is a predicted model, not a curated record. Gene Ontology annotation, molecular function: serine-type endopeptidase activity.